Nicotiana tabacum (common tobacco) is the source of this 1205-nucleotide messenger RNA. NCBI's taxonomy places the organism in Eukaryota, Viridiplantae, Streptophyta, Magnoliopsida, Solanales, Solanaceae. The record is from RefSeq and is a predicted model, not a curated record.
UAUUAAUACUUUCGAAUCCUAUAAUUUGAUGAAACCAUAGGCAUAUUUAAUUUUCCUCCAAUAUACGAGUAAUUUUCAGAACCAUAAAUAGGACAUUUUUUUUGUUCAACUACGUACAAAGGACUAGUCAAACUUUUCAGUUCCAGAUAAGAGCCAAUGCAUAUAUUUUGAACAACCAAGAAGGCCUACCAUCUUGUCCAUGGGUAUUACCAGCUUUUUUUUCAUCCUGUUGGUGCAACUCUGCAAUGGCAAAUCUUUGCCCAAGUUCUCAGCCAUCCUCAUCUUUGGAGAUUCAACAGUUGAUACUGGCAACAAUAAUUACAUCUCUACGAUAUUUCAAGGUAAUCAUCGGCCUUAUGGCGAAAACUUCCCUGGCCGGAUUCCGACAGGAAGGUUUUCAGAUGGAAAACUUGUUCCUGACUUUUUAGCAUCCAUGUUAGGCCUGAAGGAAUAUGUUCCUCCUUUUCUACAACCAUAUCUAUCAAAACAUGAUCUUCUAACUGGCGUCAGCUUUGCAUCUGCUGGCUCUGGAUACGACGACCUAACCACAGCCGCAUCUAAAGCAAUCCCCAUGUCCCAGCAAAUCAAAUAUUUUGAGCGCUACAUAGAGAAGCUCCAGGAGAUUGUAGGAGAAGAGAAAGCUCAAAAAAUUGUCAGUGCUGCUUUGGUUAUCAUCAGUGCAGGGACUAACGAUUUCAUCUUCAACUUCUAUGAUAUCCCAACAAGGAGGAAUCAAUUUAAUAUAACUGGAUAUCAAGAUUUUUUGCAGAUCCAGCUCCAGAACUUUGUAGAGGUAAUAUAAGUCCAUCUUUAUUUGAUCCCCCAAAUCCCAAAGUCAUAUAUCCAACCACCAGUGAGACAUCAUAUACUAAAUUGCAGGUAGAGAAAAAUAAAAACAUUUAUUGUUACAUUACCUUUUCAGGAUCUAUAUAAUCUUGGAUGUCGUAAGAUGCUUGUUGCCGGGCUUCCUCCUGUUGGCUGUCUUCCAAUACAAAUAACUGCAAAGUCCCCAUUGCUCAGAAAGUGCAUUGAAGAGGAGAAUUUUGAUGCUCAAUCCUAUAAUGCGAAACUCACAAGGUUGCUAAAACAAGUACAAGCAGCACUUUCAGGAAGCAAAGUAUUGUAUUCAGAUACAUAUCAUCCUUUCAUGCACAUGAUCAAGCAUCCAAAAAAAUAUGGUAGGCUUCCACUCUCCUCCAAGUUCC